Molecule: messenger RNA, 1669 nt
Organism: Camellia sinensis
Lineage: Eukaryota; Viridiplantae; Streptophyta; Magnoliopsida; Ericales; Theaceae
Source: RefSeq, a predicted model, not a curated record
UUGAGACACACAACUCCUAUUACAGCAAAAAAAGAGUUUGCAGCUGUCGGAUCUCUCUCUCUCUCUUCUCCCCUCCUCUCUCUCUCUCUGUCUCUCUCUCCUCCCACCAGCUCUUAGUUUUUCCCUUCCUCUUCUAGUUAAACACAAACUCCUACUCCAAACAACCCAACCCAUGAAACAUUAACAACACAACAAACAACAAAAACAUCUCUCUCUCUCUCUCUGUAACUAGUUAUAUUUUGUGUAGUAUUGAGAGAAAGAACCAAAACUUCUAUUAGCAACCAUAUAUUUGAUGUACAUCAAGAGUUGAUGCACAAGAAGAAGAUCCCAAUUGUUGGUUUGAUGAUUUAGAUGCCAUGGCAUAUCAGCAUUAUCGAUCGCCGUUCGGCGACACGACUUUCACCAAAGUGUUCGUCGGAGGACUGGCUUGGGAAACGCCGACAGACGUAAUGCGCAGUUAUUUUGAGCAGUUCGGAGGAGAAAUUCUUGAAGCUGUCAUCAUCGCCGAUAAGAACACCGGAAAGUCUAAAGGAUACGGAUUUGUGACUUUCGGUGAUGCGGAAUCGGCAAGGAGGGCUUGUGCUGAUCCAAACCCUGUCAUUGAUGGGAGAAGAGCAAACUGUAACAUCGCUUCACUAGGGCGCCCUCGACCAUCAACGCCGCGAGGUAGAAAUCAAGGUGGUAGUAAUCCUUAUCACGGAGGUGCAGUGGCACAGGGUACAUCACCAUCAUCAUCCUACCGAGCACCGCCACCGGCACCAUUACCUCCACCACCUCCUCCUCCUGUCAUGUAUCCACCUUAUGGAAAUUCAUAUGUUUAUGUAACUGGGCAGAGUUUGUAUAACCCACAACUUCAGCAAGCACAAUAUUACCAUCAACUUUAUGGAGGGUCAUCAUCAACUAUGGGCUCUCCAUACUUCUAUGGAUAUUCCAUGCAAGCUUCAAGGGGACCAUUUCCUACGCCCCAGGCACAACGUAUCCAAGGACCAUCUUACCUUCACUAUCCUACGCAGAUGGAGGGGUCCUUCUCUCCCUAUCCAUCCCCCCCUCCUCUUCUACCCUUGCAACCACAACCACCACCAACAACAAUAAGGCAUCCCCAUCCUUCUUCCACUGAUUUACAGACUCCACAGUAUACCUCAACAAUAGAAACAGAAGUUGUUGCCAUUACUUCAGAAAGUCCAAAUACCUAAGGGAGAAACUCAUCCAAAUAUAUAUGGUUUGAUGAAAAGUUUUCAUUAUACAAUCUCAACAAGUUACUGUCCUCAUCUUUCUCUCUAAAUCUCUCUCUAAUUACUCAACUGGUCAUAAAUUUUUUUGUUUGGUCCAAAGCUAUAGCUAUUGGUGAAGGCCACUUGCAAUCUCAACAGCUAUGGGAGACAAAGAUGGACUAAGCAAUCAUCUUAUGCAGAUUAUUUAUUUAUUUAUUUAUUGCUCCAGACCAACAAAUUUUUUUUUUCUUUUCAUUUUUUUUUAAUAUUUUAAUUUGGGUUACUAAAUUAUGAAUGUAUGGACAGAAGGGAAUUGCAGCCCCUGCAAUGAAGAAAUUUUUCUAAAAAUAUUGUAGGCUUCUAAUUAAUUUUUCCCUAUUUUUUGUGGGAAAAGAAGUUUAAUAUAAAUGACAUGAACUUCUAUGUCAAAUUUGGACUGUGUUUAAGUUGAUCAAUUC